Molecule: messenger RNA, 2550 nt
Organism: Andrographis paniculata
Lineage: Eukaryota; Viridiplantae; Streptophyta; Magnoliopsida; Lamiales; Acanthaceae
Product: pentatricopeptide repeat-containing protein At4g20770
Exons: 1
Coding region: 109-2412 (767 amino acids)
Biological process (GO): RNA modification
Molecular function (GO): RNA binding; protein binding
Source: RefSeq, a predicted model, not a curated record
GAGGAUCGUCAAACUUUGUUGGUCGCAUUGUUCAUUGUCGAAUAAUGGAAGGAGAAGGCAGAAGUGAGGCUAUGAUUUGAAACUGAAGGCUCGGCGAAUCUCUCGGGAAUGCAAAUCAAGACUUCUACUUCGUUAGCCGACGCGUUGCAGUUUUGCAUAGAUCGUAAAGCCCACAGAACAGGGAAAAUCAUCCAAGCUCGUAUCUUUCGUACCAAUCAGCUCUCAGACACUUUUCUUGUGAACCGUCUAAUUGAACUGUACUCGAAAUGCGGCAAUGUGAGUGCUGCUCGAGACCUGUUCGACCUAAUACCCUUGAAAAACAUAUUCUCUUACCAUGCAGUUUUGGGCUCUUACUGCAAAAUGAAUGACCUGCAUAAUGCGCAUCAGGUGUUUGAUCAAAUGCCUGAGAGGAAUGAGGUUUCUUGGAAUAUGAUGAUUAGUAUGCUGUCAAGAACUGGUCCCAAAGAGGCGGCCUUGGAAGGCUAUUACUCGAUGAGACAGAGUGGUUUUUUGCCGACCCGAUUCACCUUGGCGAGUGUUUUAAGUGCUUGUGGAGGUUUGAGCCGAGUAGUGUGCGGCAGGGAGUGCCAUGGAGUUGCUAUCAAGCUUGGACUUGAGGACAAUAUGUACGUGGGCAAUGCAUUGCUGGGAAUGUAUAUGAAAUGCAAAUGUAUUACGGAUGCAGUUGAUGUUUUCAAAGGACUGCCCGAGCAUAAUGAGGUGUCAUUUACUUCAAUGAUGGAGGGACUAGUUGAAUCUGGCUGCGUUAAUGAAGCGCUCGACAUGUUUCGGCUAAUGCAUAGAGCUGGCAUUGUGGAUUGUGUAUCACUUUCGACUGUGUUGGGUGUGUGUUCCAAGAGUGUGGUUGAGGAGUUUCUUGUGAACAAUGGACAUGGGGAACAGAGAGAUAAUAUUCAUGGCAAGCAAAUACAUGGGCUUCUUGCUAAACUGGGGUUCGAAAAAGACCAGCAUGUGAACAAUUCGUUGCUUGAUAUGUAUGCCAAACAUGGAUGUAUGGAAUGUGCAGAAAUGCUAUUCAACAGUAUGCUACAAAAUGGAUUAGUCAGCUCCAUUUCAUGGAACGUUAUGAUUGCAGGAUAUGGCAAGCAACACAGCAAGGACAGGGCAUUGGAAUGCAUGGAAAGAAUGCAGAGUGGUGGAUAUGAACCGGACGAGUUUACAUAUGUUAACUUGCUUUCGGCCUGCUUGAAAAGUGGUGAUGUUGCAGCUGGGCUUAAGAUAUUUAAUGGUAUGUCAUUGCCAAGUUUGGCAUCAUGGAAUGCUAUGCUCUCGGGAUACUUUCAGAAUGAGUUCCAUAGCGAGGCAGUGAUGCUUUUUAGAGAGAUGCAGCUCAGAAAUGUUAGGCCGGAUCGAACUACUUUUGCUAUAGUUCUUAGUGCUUGUGCAAGCAUUGGUCUUUUGGACAGUGGAAAGCAAAUCCAUGGUGUUAUGUUAAAGGAGAAGCUUUGUGAUGAUCUGUAUGUUGCCAGUGGAUUGAUAGGUUUGUACUCAAAAUGUGGAAAAAUUGAUGCGGCGAAACAAAUCUUCGACAUGGUGCCUCAGCAUGAUACAGUCUGUUGGAAUUCGAUGUUGGCGGGCUUAUCCGUUAAUUUGUUGGAUGCAGAAGCCUUUGCCUUGUUUAAGCGAAUGCUCCUUGAAGGGGUGGUGCCAAGUGAAUUUUCUUACACCACAAUUCUCAAUUGUUGUUCAUCAUCGACAUCUCUUUCCUUUGGAGAGCAAGUUAAUGGUUUGGUGGUGAAAUCCGGACAUGCAAAUGAUGUCUAUGUAGGGACAGCUCUGGUUGAUGUGUACUGCAAGUGUGGCGAUGUCAAUGGAGCCCGAACAAUUUUCGACACAAUGCCCUGUAAGAAUUCCAUUACCUGGAAUGAGAUGAUUCAUGGCUACGCUCAACAUGGAUGUGGAGAAGACGCAGUUGGCUUAUUUCACGACAUGAUUCGGUCUAAUUUCAAGCCGGAUUGCAUAACCUUUGUCGCCGUGUUAACUGCUUGCAGCCAUUCUGGAAUGGCAGACGCCGGAUUAGAAAUAUUCAACGCAAUGCAGCAAGAACACGGCAUGGAGCCAGUCACUGAUCACUACACUUGUGUAAUUGAUUCGCUGGGCCGUGCUGGACGGUUCAAUGAGAUCGAAGAAAUCAUAGAUAAGAUGCCGUGCAGAGAUGAUCCAAUUGUAUGGGAAGUGUUGCUCAGUUCUUGCAGGGUUCAUUCCAAUGUGAACUUGGCAAGAAGAGCCGCAGACGAGCUUUUUCGACUGGAUCCCCACAAUUCUGCCCCUUACUCACUUCUAGCCAACAUGUAUUCAUCCUUGGACAGAUGGGAUGAUGUUAAGAAUGUUAGAGACAUAAUGAAAGAACAUCAGAUCUCGAAAGAACGAGGUUAUAGUUGGACUUAUUGACCUUAUUGUUAGGGAAAACACUUGUCUAGAUUAUCUCAAGUAUAUGUACAACCAUUUUGAAUGGCAUUCAGAAAUUUUGUGUAAUAGAAGACUGUUGUCGACCAUUGAUGAUGAUGAUUCAUAGCUGGAGAGUUUUCA